Molecule: messenger RNA, 1142 nt
Organism: Archocentrus centrarchus (flier cichlid)
Lineage: Eukaryota; Metazoa; Chordata; Actinopteri; Cichliformes; Cichlidae
Gene: isca2
Product: iron-sulfur cluster assembly 2
Exons: 4
Coding region: 75-602 (175 amino acids)
Biological process (GO): iron-sulfur cluster assembly
Cellular component (GO): mitochondrion
Molecular function (GO): 4 iron, 4 sulfur cluster binding; iron ion binding; 2 iron, 2 sulfur cluster binding
Source: RefSeq, a predicted model, not a curated record
AAAGCCUUUCAGCCAAUAACGAUGCGGCGUUUUUGAUUGGGUGGGCUAAAGUUUAGCAACAUCUGUUAUGGAAGAUGUCAUUCGUGAGAGGAGCAAUGAUAUCUGCGUCAAAGUCAGGAUUAUUGAGCCUUGCUAGGGCAUCUACUUUUCCUAACAUCCUCAGGGUGAGUGAACAGUUACACCGUUUUCCUCAGAGCUCCCAGCCGCUUUAUGUAGGGCUCCAGUACUCCAGCAGCCCCUCCACGCAGGAGAAACCAGGGGUGUCAGGUUCAUCUGAAGAUAAAGUACACCUCACUGAGUCAUGCGUGAAGAGAUUAGGGGAGAUCAUGGAGAAGGGUGAGUACCUGAGAAUACAUGUGGAGGGAGGAGGCUGCUCCGGGUUCCAGUACAAGUUUUCUGUUGACAGAAACAAAAACGAGGAUGACAGAGUGUUUGAGGAAGGAGGAGUGGGCGUUAUCGUGGACCAGGAAAGCCUGGAAUUUGUGAAAGGAGCCACGGUGGACUUCAGUCAGGAGCUUAUUCGCUCCACCUUCCAAGUGCUCAAGAACCCACAAGCUGAUCACGGCUGCUCCUGUGGGAGCUCCUUUUCUGUCAAACUAUGAUCCUGCUUAUCUCAUUCCCCAACACCUGCAUCAGUAAUAUUCAGCACUCUGAUUUAACAGUUUAUUGGGUAUGUGUGUACAAAACUAUAAAAUAUGAAGAGAUAUUUCUCAUUAUAAUGCAUUAUAAGUACUUCAGCAUAAAAUUUGACAGAUAGAGCCAGACACUACAGUUGUACCUAAUAAACUGUUAACUCAAAUUAUUUUAUCACAUUGGACUAUCUCGUUAUUCAUUUCACUUCUAACAUCUAGUGACACUGAAACUGGUAGAUAAUAAUUUGCUGUCUUUUUUUCCUUUGUUGGUGUGAAAAUUACUUGGACUGAAUGAACAACAAAUGUAUUGAUUAAUCAGUGUUCUAUUUAAAAAUGUAUACAAGAUGUGGAGGUGAUGAUGCUCAAUGACAGUCAAUAUUUAGCAGUACUUUAAAGGUUGACAUGAAGUAUUUGAAUAUUUAGUAGAUUUUCCUUUAUAUGUAAAAUAUGUAAAUAGCCGAUGAAUAUGAAUUUAAAGUUCAAAGCUAUAUUUCAUCUGUAAUAAAUUAA